Messenger RNA from Raphanus sativus (radish), 438 nucleotides. RefSeq lists its product as uncharacterized. The record is from RefSeq and is a predicted model, not a curated record. The coding region runs from base 1 to 438 and encodes 145 amino acids. The transcript has 3 exons. Lineage: Eukaryota; Viridiplantae; Streptophyta; Magnoliopsida; Brassicales; Brassicaceae.
AUGGCUCCACCUCCGCCACCAGCAGCUCAGAUGGCUCCACCUCCUCCACCAGCAGCUCCGCAGGAGCCCAUUCCAGGGGUAGAUGUUCAUCCAGACUUGCGGGUGCCUCCUCAUGCACCAUACGCAAGAUAUACAGUGGAGGAUUUGCUUUCCGCGCCUGGACGGGAGGGUAUGGACGUUUUGGACCCCGAUAGACCGCCGGGUACUUAUUGGUUUGGGGCCAACAACCGUGUUUCCCGGAGCGUUUCAAAGACGAUGAAGGGAUACCUCGACGGAGCUUAUCCAAACUGGAGCUUGACUCCAGAUCACGUCAAGACCACUUGGUUUAAUCAGUUUGCGGUGGAAUUGGUCCUUAGGAAUCACCGAAAUGGUGAAGAAGGAGUUCGAGGCAAAGGCGAAGACUCGCCUUACCAACACGGUCUCGGAUUGGAAGGAUAA